This is a messenger RNA of Ruditapes philippinarum (Manila clam), 3516 nucleotides long. RefSeq names its product potential E3 ubiquitin-protein ligase ariadne-2-like. Gene Ontology annotation, biological process: ubiquitin-dependent protein catabolic process; protein polyubiquitination; positive regulation of proteasomal ubiquitin-dependent protein catabolic process. The transcript is spliced from 15 exons. The record is from RefSeq and is a predicted model, not a curated record. Bases 203 to 1669 code for a protein of 488 amino acids. Lineage: Eukaryota; Metazoa; Mollusca; Bivalvia; Venerida; Veneridae. Gene Ontology annotation, cellular component: cytoplasm; ubiquitin ligase complex. Gene Ontology annotation, molecular function: zinc ion binding; ubiquitin protein ligase activity; ubiquitin conjugating enzyme binding.
ACCGGAAGUAAAAAAUAGGACAAACGUCAUAUCCUGCAGAUGACCCCCUUUGUGAGACAAAUAGAGAUGACACACAAAGAAUAAUUUUGUUAUUUUGCACGCUGGUUGGAGAACUUUUGUCAAAAAAAGUCAACAGAUUUAAAGAUUUUUUUCUCAGAAUCAAGAUCUUAGAAGGAAGAAAUAGUUAUAAACAAGUAUAAUCAUGUCAGAUGACAUGAAAAGUCAAGACUCUGAUCAUGAUUCGGACUAUGACCAUGAUUCGGACCAUAUGGAUGAUGAUGAUGAUUAUUGUGGUUACUAUGACAACGACACAGAUGACCUUGACAUAGAUAAACCAAAAAAGAGUGAUGAUCCAGAAUAUUUUGAGUACGAGUUGUUACAGUUAGAGGACGUUGAGAGAUUCCUAAAUGAAGAGGUUGAAGUAGUGUGUAGUUCACAAAAGCUCAAACCGUCACUGGCUAAGAUGCUAUUACAUGCUCACAAUUGGAGGAAAGAAUAUGUCAUUGAAUGCCAUUCCAAAAAUCCUACAAAGUUGUUGAUAGAGUCUAAUGUAAUUCCAAAAGUUAAACAUCAGCAACCGAUUGUUGGUUCUACAACUGUGUGCACUGUCUGUUUAAUGCAGAUAUCUCGGGAUGAGAUGCACGAUCUUUCAUGUGGUCACAUGUUCUGUGGCGAAUGCUGGGAUCAUUAUUGUCAGGUUCAGAUUCAGCAAGGAGUUACCCUCGGUAUAUCAUGCAUGGCUAAAGACUGUGAAGUGAUGGUACCAGAGGAUUUUCUCUACAGUGUUUUAAGUAAACCUGAUCUCAGAGAUCGCUAUUCCCAGUUCUCUUUCCUGGAAUAUGUAAAAAGCCAUCCUGCUCUACGAUUUUGUCCCGGUCCAAAUUGUCCAAUCAUUGUGAAGUCUAAGGAAAUAAAGGCCAAAAAGAUAUCUUGUGACACUUGCAAGUCUUGCUUUUGUUUCAAAUGUGGUAUUGAGUAUCAUGCUCCAACUGACUGCGAUGUGAUCAAAAAAUGGUUGACAAAAUGCGCAGACGACUCGGAGACGGCCAAUUAUAUUUCGGCUAAUACCAAAGAUUGUCCAAAGUGCCAUGUCUGUAUAGAGAAGAAUGGUGGCUGUAAUCACAUGCAAUGUUCCAAAUGUAAAUAUGACUUUUGCUGGAUGUGUUUAGGGGAUUGGAAGGCCCAUGGUAGUGAAUACUAUGAAUGCAGCAGAUAUAAGGAAAACCCCAAUAUUGCCAAUGAAUCAGUCCAUGCUCAAGCUAGAGAAGCACUGAAGAAGUACCUGUUUUAUUUUGAGAGGUGGGAGAAUCAUGCCAAAAGUUUGAAGCUGGAAGAACAGACAUUAGAGUCAAUCACAUCACGUAUACAAGAGAAAGUCAUGAACAGUAUGGGCACAUGGAUAGAUUGGCAGUACCUGUUAGAUGCUGCAUACCUUCUCAAAAAAUGCAGAUAUACACUCCAGUAUACUUACCCCUACGCAUAUUACAUGGAAAAGUGUGCAAGAAAACAGCUGUUUGAGUACCAGCAAGCCCAACUAGAAGCUGAGGUUGAGAAUCUGUCAUGGAAAGUUGAGAGAGCUGAGAUAACUGAUAGAGGGGACCUUGAAAAUCAGAUGGAUAUUGCUGAAAAAAGGAGAUUAACAUUGUUGAAGGAUUUUCUCGAUUUUUGAUCUUUUUUUUAAAUUUUUUGUUUGUUAAAACUUCAAUUUGUAAACACUUAAAAACAGACCUUCUCAGCAUUGAAAUGAACAGAAUUUGUCACCUUAGUGCAACAAUUGGUUAACUACUAUUAAAUUUAGAAGGACUUAACCUGUUAUUGCAUUAAGGUGACAAGAUGUGGACUGAUAAUGCACAAUGUGUAAUGACAGGGUUGCAUAUGUGUAAUUGUUUAAAUCUGUAUUCAUGUCAUCUUGAAUAUAUGCUGUGUUAUCUUUAAUUGUAUUGAAAUAUGGAGGGAUGAACUGUGAACAUGGAUGCAGAUCUAAAUUCUUCUGAUACAAGAACAAUACAUCACUUUUAUCACAUUUUCAUCACAGUUCUGAUCCUUUCAGUUUUAAAACAUAGAAAAAAACAUAUUUUCUUGAGUAGCGAAUGUUCUGUUUAUAUUUUACAAUAUCAGAAACAUAUUUUUCAUAAGUUAUAAAGACAUUUUUUGAAAGAGUUAGCCAUAGCACUGAUGUUACAUGUAAUUUAUAAGGCAAGCGAUAACACUGUACGUGGUGCUCUUGUUUGUUUUUUUUUGUGUUUUUUUGUUUUGUUUUAUGAGUAAGAUAAUGGAUGUUGUGAUAGUUGUUGUGCUUAAUGGACCAGUGAACUUACAUUUUCUUGGGUUUUUUUUUUUCAGAGCUGCAUGCAAAACUCUUAAUUCAUCAUGUUUAUUGAGAGAGAGCUCAAAGCUAAACUCUGUUAUAUAAUAAUUUGACAUUUUGAGGUCUCUGCUACUUUCUUUCAUGUGUGUACAGUUUGAAUUUAAGUUCUGAGUAAUCCCUCAAUUAGAUAAUGGUUUAAAGUACAACUAGUAUUUAAGUAUGAAUACCUGUUCUAAGUUUUAAGUUCCAUUUAAUAAGGAAUGACAUAAAAUGUAAAUGUAAAAAAUGUUAUUGUAUAGAAAUUAAGCUGAAUUGUAUGUAGUGUAUGUAUUGAACAAUGUGCAAUAAGUUAGUGCUUAUGAAAAAUUUAUAUUCUUUUUUUAAUGCAAUGGUUUUUCUCCUGUUGCAAAAAUAGAAUGUAAAAAUUUUAAGUCUUGGUGAAUUUUGAUAAAUUGUUAUAUUUUAUAUAAAACAAUUUUUAAAAAGUUGUUUUUGUAUUACAAGGGGUUUUGAAUGCUUUUAUAUUUUCUGUGAGUAUAGUGUAACCCCUGCACAGCAACCCCCUUUGUUAGACAAAUAUUUUGGUUGUUACAGAGAGGUGUUAGCUCUAGAGAGGUUAUAAUGUUAUCUGUAUUGUUUCUCUGUGAAGAACUGCUAUAACUGUUGUAAAGGGAGUAAACCCAUUACAAUGUUGAAGCAGUACCUCUAGAUGCUGGCAGACAUCAUGAAAUAAAAAAAGUAGAAAAAUAUUGCAUUUUUAGGUGAUUCUUACAGUUUUCAUUUAUUUUAGUACAUAAAUCAGUGUGAAAAUAUAGAAUAGACAUCUAAAUGUACAUUUUGGCAGGUGAAAAGGCGAGAUUUUAGCAUUUAAUCAUUCAAACACCUUGUUCGGUGUAUACCAGAAACGAAAUUUAAUGUAAUGAUCCGACUUUUUUUUAGUCUGGCUUGUUGUAAAGAGAGAGGGUUGUUCUGUAGAGGCUGUACUGUAAUGGUGAUGCUCAUUAUUGUAAAAACUUUUUCUCAGCAACAUGUUUCCAUGUUACCCUUAAAAAUAUUCUCAAGGGUUUUUUGUUCUGAUUCAAGAAGAGUUAAAUAAUCAUAUUCAAAAAUAUAAAUAAACUUUUGAAAUGCUCUUUUAGAAGUUAAUUAAAACAAAGAAAAAAGCUUUUGUACAUUGGUAUUUUAAGUUCAUUGCUGUCUUUUUUUUU